This is a messenger RNA of Engraulis encrasicolus (European anchovy), 1235 nucleotides long. RefSeq lists its product as uncharacterized. The record is from RefSeq and is a predicted model, not a curated record. The transcript has 4 exons. The coding region runs from base 6 to 719 and encodes 237 amino acids. NCBI's taxonomy places the organism in Eukaryota, Metazoa, Chordata, Actinopteri, Clupeiformes, Engraulidae.
AUGAAAUGAAGAAGGCCCAUCCGAGUACGGCCAUUGUCAACAGGUACAUGGACCUCACCUUUGCCUUGCGCCGGAAGGAAGCAGUCCACGACAAGCCACCAAUUGCUGAAAUAUUGCACAGAUGGCCUGCCCUAUUCACAGAGAGUCAGAUUUGCUACGAGUUCAACAGAAUCGUCGGCAAGAAUCUCAGCAUCAGUUUUUUGCAAGCCCUUGACCAGAUCGCCCCCAACAUGAUUGAGAUCUUCAAAAAGAAAACCGGUACCAUGGGCCAGAAGCUGAAUCAGAUUAUUCUAGAGGCAAAGACAACUACACCAACAGACAUUAGGUGCCUGGUUCUACGUGGACUGCCAGUCAUCUUGGGUGAUGAUCCAGGAGUCUUUUUUAGGACCAGCUCUGAUGCCACUGAUGAAUUAGUUGCUGAAACGGCCGUGGGCCUACUCAUGUCGCCAGCUGACGGUGCUCACCAGCCACCAUCCUGCAGCCACCAGCCACCAUCCUCUGGAGUGGCCAUCAUUCUGGAGGGGAGCAUCCUGAUGGCUGACAUUGAAACUCUGCCCCAAGCUUUUUACAUCCUCUUUGGGCUUGUGUACGCCUUACAUCUCGACUACCCCAGGUACAUGAGAAACACCUUCAACUUUGUGCAACAUGUUCUGCUGAACAUCGGUAAAGAGAAGCUAAACGCAAAAGUGCAAACGUUGAAGAACCAGCUCACAAUGUAGGCCUUUGUAUUAUCUUGCCCCCUCUCAGUUACAGUAUUUCUAUUUGUAAGUAUAUCUGUUAACAUUGUCAGUUUGACACAAUUAACAUUAGCCAGCGUACAACUUGUAUAGCCGCUUCAGUUUAUUGUUCACUAAAAAUGAUUCGAAAUACAGCCAUCAAUGUCUCAAAAUGUACCUCACAAAAGUGAGUACACCCCAUGUUAAAAUCUCAGAGAGAAUCAUGAUCUGCUUCAGUAGUCAAAGUACAUGUUGACAUGUGUUUCUUUUGGUGAAAUUCAGCUUUCCAAUGUUGACUGCAUUCAUGCAGCCCCCAACGAUGCAAGUCCCACUACCAUGCUUGAUUUUAUAGACCGGACAAUUUUCUUUGUACAAAUCACAUCUUGCCACAAAUCACUUCUUACCACCACACAUGCUUGACACCAUCUAAAGCAAAUGUGUUUAUCUUGGUCUAAUCAGAGACAAACAAGAGUAAGGAUAUGGGUUGCUUGAACCAUGUUGUGUUGUCUGACACCAAGA